Messenger RNA from Dictyostelium purpureum, 1526 nucleotides. RefSeq lists its product as uncharacterized. Gene Ontology annotation, biological process: cytoskeleton organization; cell surface receptor signaling pathway. The record is from RefSeq and is a predicted model, not a curated record. The transcript has 3 exons. Gene Ontology annotation, cellular component: cytoplasm. Gene Ontology annotation, molecular function: protein binding. Lineage: Eukaryota; Evosea; Eumycetozoa; Dictyosteliales; Dictyosteliaceae. The coding region runs from base 1 to 1407 and encodes 468 amino acids.
AUGUAUUCAUCAUUUUCAAAUAAUAUAAAUAAUAAUAGUAGUGGAAGUAGGGGAUAUUUACCAUCGUUAAGUUCACCUUCUUCAUUGUCCCUAUCCUCUUCUUCCUCUUCGUCGUCAUCCUCUUCAUCGUCAUCAUCAUCAUCUUCACCAAAUAAAAAUCAAAACUCAUUAUAUAGACAAAAUUUAUUUGAAUUACCAACAAAUUGGUCACCUAAAGAUAAAUGUUCUCAUUUAGAAUUAUCUUCAAAUGCAUUAAAGGUCACAUAUAAAACAAAUAAAACAGAUAAUGAGGCAGGUUUAAUUAGAGCAAAUUGUUUUAUACCUCCAUCAUGUGGGAUAUAUUAUUUUGAAGUUACAGUUAUAAGUAAAGGUAGGGAUGGUUAUAUUGGUAUUGGUGUUUGUACCUCUUCGAUGCCUUUAACAAGAUUACCUGGUUGGGAACGUAAUUCAUUUGGAUAUCAUGGCGAUGAUGGAAAUUUAUUUAAAGGAUCUGGUACAGGUUCAGCAUAUGGUCCAACUUAUACAACAGGUGAUGUUGUUGGGUGUUGCAUUAAUUUUGUUCAAGGUUCAAUAUUUUUCACAAAGAAUGGUGUACCAUUAGGUGAAGCAACAAAAGAUAUUAAAGGUUUAGUGUUGUUUCCAUGUAUUGGGUUAAGAACUCCAGGAGAAUCAUUAGAGGCCAACUUUGGACAAAAACCAUUUGCAUUUGACAUUGAUCAACUUUUUAAAGAAGAAAAACAUAGAGUAGUUAAAACAAUUAAAAAUACGAAUGGUGAAGAAGAAUUAACAUCUACCCAAUUGGUUUUAUCAUACUUAAUACAUCAUGGCUAUAGUGAAACUGUUAAACUAUUUGCAAAAACCACAGGUACUGAUGGUGAAUCAAUUGACAACCAAAUUGAUGAUAUAAAAAAUAGACAAAAAAUUUCAGAAUUAUUAUCCAAGGGAAAUGUCGAAAAAGUUAUAAAUGAGUUAAAUAGAAUUUAUCCAAAUUUCCUUAAAGAGAGAAAAGAUAUAUUGUUCAAAUUAUUAUGUCAAAAGUUUAUAGAAAUGAUAAAGAAUUCACCAAUAGAAGAAGCAAUGGAGUUUGGUCAGAGAGAAUUGUCGAGUUUUUCAAAUGAUUCGGUUGAAUAUGAGAAUCAAUUGAAUGAAAUAUUUUCAUUAAUAGCAUACACUGAUCCAUUUUCGAGUCCAAUAGGUCAUCUUUUAGAAAAAUCAAAAAGAGAUCAAAUUGUAAAUGAUUUAAAUUGCGCACUUUUGGUACAUUGUAAUAAAUCAUCAACUCCUGUAUUAGAAAAAAUAGUUAAACAAGCAAAGGUUGUAAUUGAUCAAGUAGUUUUUCAAAAUGCUGGUCCAUCAGCUGCAUUUAUAAAUGUAAAAGAGUUUAUAGAUGUUGAUGAUACCAAUUAAAUAAAAAAAUAAAUUAAAAAUAAAAAUAAAUAUUUAUAACAAUAUUAUUUAGAAACUAUCUUUAUUAAAUUUAAAGAAACAAGUUUUUUAUUUAUUAUUUUUUAAAAUGAUUCAAUUAA